AUGAAUGAUCCUUUUAUUCUCUCUCUGUUAAAGGAUAGAGUUACCUCACUCAAGCAAAUGAACAAAUAUCUUGGAUCACUAAUUGAAAUACUCUUGUCAGAAGAUGAAAACACUCUGUUUGGAAAAUCAAGGAACUUAUUCAACUAUAUUUCCAACCUAAAAGCAAAAUAUUCGAACCUUUUAAAUAGAUUGAUACCUAUACCAUCAGAAAAUGCAAAGUGGCAUUACUGGAGCACCUAUUUUGCAUUCUACUUUGCGGACAUUUUCUCCAAACAAGUGGCUGAUGUCGAAUAUGAGCAAAGAGAACAAGUUAUUUAUGAAUUGAAUUCAGAUUUGACUUUAAUUUUAAAUGCAUUCGCUAAAAGAGAGCAAUUCUUGAAUAAUGAAGGCAAUUCUGUGAAUUCCUUUAGAACCUCCAAGCUUUAA
Messenger RNA from Naegleria fowleri, 426 nucleotides. RefSeq lists its product as uncharacterized. The record is from RefSeq and is a predicted model, not a curated record. NCBI's taxonomy places the organism in Eukaryota, Heterolobosea, Eutetramitea, Acrasida, Naegleriidae. The transcript has a single exon. The coding region runs from base 1 to 426 and encodes 141 amino acids.